AUGGCUAAAUUAACAACGAAAAAGCAAAAAGAUAUGAUUAGUAUUAGAGGCUUAAAAUUACAAAAAUCUAUUAGGCUCCUCAAGAUUCUCAAUGCUCCUAAGACAGGCAAAAUUUGCAAAAAACCACGAAACGAGAAAAAUGUCAUAAUGAACGAGUCUAUGAAAUCUGAUAUGAUGAUGGGUAAUUGUGCUGGAAAAGUAAGUAAAAGCAGCAAGAGAAGUAAAAGUAAAAGUCAAAAAGGUAGUGAAGAUAGCUCUGUGAAGAAAAGACGUCGUAGACGCAGAAAACCUCAACCUGGCGGUGCCUCUAAUGGAAAAAGGAGACGUAAAAGAAGAAGAGGUAAAAAAGGAGGUGACGAUAGUUCAGAUGAUUCUCAAGAUUCUGGGAAGAGCAAAAGAAGGAGAAGGAGGAGAAAGGGAAGGUCUUCUUCAAAAGGCAGAAAAUCUCGUAGAUCUCGUAGUGGAAGGAGAUCCAAAAGAGGUAGAAGCAGAAGAAGUAAGAGAAGCAAAAGUGCCAAAAAAGGAGACGCCGCUUCUCAACCAAGCCCCGCUAAAUGA
Gordionus sp. m RMFG-2023 is the source of this 558-nucleotide messenger RNA. RefSeq names its product protamine-like. Lineage: Eukaryota; Metazoa; Nematomorpha; Gordioida; Chordodea; Parachordodidae. Bases 1 to 558 code for a protein of 185 amino acids. The record is from RefSeq and is a predicted model, not a curated record. The transcript has a single exon.